Sitodiplosis mosellana (orange wheat blossom midge) is the source of this 638-nucleotide messenger RNA. RefSeq names its product general odorant-binding protein 19d-like. The record is from RefSeq and is a predicted model, not a curated record. Bases 41 to 505 code for a protein of 154 amino acids. The transcript has 3 exons. Gene Ontology annotation, molecular function: odorant binding. NCBI's taxonomy places the organism in Eukaryota, Metazoa, Arthropoda, Insecta, Diptera, Cecidomyiidae. Gene Ontology annotation, biological process: sensory perception of smell.
CAUCGAUUUCGUUGGCAGCGAGUAUAAAAUGUUUGACUGAAUGCAUUAUCAUAUGAUUUUAGCUGUGAUAUCGAAAAUGGAAAAGUUUUAUUUAUUGAUACUUUUAAUCGGUGCAUUGGCUACCACGUGCUUGUCGGACACAACAAUUGAAGAGUCGUUUAUGACUAUUGUCAACGAUUGCAAAGCAAAGGAAAAUGCUAAUGACGAUGAUGCUACCGUUGUUAUAAACCACGAAGUGCCCAACAGUCUCACACAAAAAUGUCUCUUUGCUUGCUUUUAUGAAACGCUUGGAGUUAUCAAAGAAAAUCAAAUGUCAAUGGUCUCACUGAAAACGUUGGUUUUGAGCAAAUUUAGCCAAGACGGAAAUGCAAUUACAACAAUUAAUGAACUCAUCGAUGAGUGUGGCGUAAUAACUGGUGAUGAUCGAUGCGAAUUGGCACAUAAUAUUUUGGAAUGCUUAAAUAAUGGUGCAAGCAAGCGUGGCAUUAACAAAAAACAGCUGUAAGAUGACAAUUCCGACUGAUAUGAUCGGUGAACAUUUUUCAAGGGUACUUUUUGAUAGAACUGAUUUUAGCACACUGAAAUAAACGAGCAUGUUUCAAUGAAGAAAUGAACGGAGUUUCAUUUUGUAAUAAGAA